Indicator indicator is the source of this 2040-nucleotide messenger RNA. RefSeq names its product UV radiation resistance associated (gene UVRAG). Gene Ontology annotation, cellular component: endosome; lytic vacuole. The transcript has 15 exons. Gene Ontology annotation, molecular function: SNARE binding. Gene Ontology annotation, biological process: SNARE complex assembly. The record is from RefSeq and is a predicted model, not a curated record. Lineage: Eukaryota; Metazoa; Chordata; Aves; Piciformes; Indicatoridae. Bases 1 to 2040 code for a protein of 679 amino acids.
AUGAGCUCGGUCGCUGGCCCCGCCGCCUUACCCCCGGGCUCGGCCACCCGGGCCUUGCAUGUGGAGCUGCCCUCGCAGCAGCGCCGGCUUCGUCACCUCCGGAACAUCGCAGCACGGAACAUUAUCAAUAGGAAUGGUUAUCGCCUCUUGGACACCUACUUCACUCUUCACUUGUGUGAUAACACUAAGAUCUACAAAGAAUUUUAUAAGAGUGAGGUGAUCAAGAAUUCUCUGAAUCCAACAUGGAGGAGUCUGGACUUCGGACUGAUGCCUGAUCGUCUUGAUACCUCUGUCUCUUGUUUUGUUGUGAGGAUCUGGGGUGGCAAGAAGGAGCACUUUCAGCUUCUGAUUGAAUGGAAGGUCAAUCUAGAUGGGUUGAAGUACUUGGGUCAACAGAUACAUGCAAGAAACCCAAAUGAGAUUAUUUUUGGUCUGAAUGAUGGUUAUUAUGGAGCUUCAUUUGAACAGAAGGAUCACUCAGGUACCCUGAAGAAUAGUCUUCUCCAGGUGGAUCAGAACUGCGUCCGUAACUCGUACGAUGUCUUCUCUUUGCUUAGGCUUCACAGAGCCCAGUGUGCAAUUAAACAGACUCAGGUAACUGUUCAGAAAAUAGGAAGGGAGAUUGAAGAAAAGCUGAGGUGUACAUCUACGAGCAACGAGCUGAAAAAGGAGAGUGAAUGUUUACAGCUGAAGAUCCUGGUGCUACGUAACGAACUGGAGAGGCAGAAGAAAGCCUUUGGUCAGGAAGUGGCCUCGUUGCACAAGGAGAAAAGUACUUUGCAGGAGAGAGGUGAUGCAUUUGGGACUGAACACCAGAAACUUGAAGAGCAUAAUGAAUCCCUUCAUGAGCUGAGAAAGGAAUGUACUGCUAAGAGAGAACUGUUUUUGAAGACCAAUGCCCAGCAGACUAUUCGCUGCAAGCAGCUGCUGUCAGAGCUAUCCUACAUCUACCCUAUUGACCUGAAUGAACAAAAGGAUUACUUUGUUUGUGGAGUCAAGCUUCCUAAUUCUGAAGACUUUCAAGCAAAAGAUGAUGGAAGCAUUGCUGUUGCCCUGGGCUACACUGCUCACUUGGUUUCAAUGAUCUCCUUCUUCCUGCAAGUGCCACUCAGGUAUCCCAUCAUCCACAAGGGCUCCCGCUCUACCAUCAAGGAUAACAUCAACGACAAGCUGACCGAGAAGGAGCGAGAAUUUCCUUUAUAUCCAAAAGGAGGGGAGAAGCUCCAGUUUGAAUAUGGAGUCUAUCUUCUCAACAAAAAUAUAGCACAGCUUAGGUAUCAACAUGGGCUGAGUACUCCAGAUCUAAGGCAAACUCUUCCUAACCUGAAAAACUUCAUGGAGCUUGGGCUAAUGGUUAGAUGUGAUCGACACCACACAUCCAACGCGAUUCCCGUUCCAAAGAGACAGAGCUCCAGCUUUGGCAGAUUGGAUCUUGGCUUUUCCAGUGGGCUUCCUUCUCCAGAUAAAGGACUCCGAAAACGAGCCAGCACAGGAAAUGAAAGACUGCAGCACAAAACUCCUCCUCCUAGCUACAACUCUGCUUUCACCCAGCCCCUCGCCGGCACCGCCCGCGCAGGAGAGCUCCAGAAAAAACCUGCCUCCAUAUCUUCCUCCUUGGAUACCUCCAUGGACUCCUCAAAAGGAAAUACCAAGAAAGGGGAGAACUUGUCCAGCAGUUUAAAUGGAGAAAACAAUACCCAAGACCAGCAGGAGCCUUUCCUAGGACACAGCAGUGCAAUAAAUGGUGACUGCUCUGGCACCACCACCAGCACCGAGCAGCCCUGUGAGUUCCGUCCCUCCCCGGCUCCCGUCCUCUGCUGCACCGUGGAGCAAGCGGAGGAGAUCAUGGGGCUGGAAGCCACAGGGUUCAGCACAGGAGAUCAGCUGGAAGACUUUAACUCCAUCCCAGUGGAGCAUGCUGUGGCAGUGGAGUGUGAUGAACAAGUCCUAGGGGAGUUUGAGGAGUUCUCUCGGAGGAUCUAUGCACUGAAUGAGAACAUGUCCAGCUUCCGCCGGGCGCGCAAGAGCUCCGACAAGUGA